AUAAAAUAGUGAUCUUGGUUGGCGAUUUUAUUCUGGCAUUUAAAUUGGCAGAAAGUCAUAUUUUGGUGGGACAAUAUGAUUUUUGUAUCAUUAACUAUAUUUUUCUCAUUUAUAAAUAUGGUCAGUGCGGAAAUCUUUGGAGAUUACAAUUGUACUUAUUUUGUGAACUUUGCUACCACUGAUGUGUUUAGAUAUUCUCCAUCCGCUGUUUCUUGCCCGAACUUAAUCUCGGACGCGGCCUGCGCUGUUCUUUACCCACCUGUUGGUAACCCUCCAAUUCCUGAUCAGUAUGCAAACAGACCGCUGCAAUGCUAUACUACAGGCACAGGUAAAACAGCUCCAAUUGUAGAAGAUAUGAAAAGGGUAGCUGUAGCUACCUGUCCUAAAAGCUGUGGAUAUUGUUGUCUGACACCCGAAUACAAAUGCUCCAAUGUUGCGUAUCCUCGUCUCAACUGUGCCACCAUCACACAGGCCCAAUGUAACUCACUUUCCUGGAGAACUAUCAUUGCACAAGAUUGCCCCAAUUCAUGUGGCUUCUGCAACAUGGGAGGAUGCGUGGAUGCCAUCAUGGAUUGUGCGAAUGACGUCUCAAUUUGCAAUGUAGUCGGAAUGCAAGACUUUGUCAAUCAGUAUUGCCAGAAAACCUGCGCAAGAUGCCCAUCUACAACUGCUGCUUCGGCUCUUGCUGCUGCUGUUGCUGCUUCUUCAUGUACGACAUAUGCUGCCGAUUCGAGUCCUUCGUGUGCCGCCUGGGCGAAGAAUGGAUUCUGCACAAACAUGUCUUACACAUUGGCACAGAGAAAAUCAUUUUGUGCAAGAAUUUGUCGAAUCUGUUAAAACCAAACCUAUAUAGCUAACGAUAAACUAUUAUUUAUU
This is a messenger RNA of Caenorhabditis elegans, 876 nucleotides long. RefSeq names its product ShKT domain-containing protein (gene F07C4.11). The transcript is spliced from 3 exons. Lineage: Eukaryota; Metazoa; Nematoda; Chromadorea; Rhabditida; Rhabditidae. The record is from RefSeq and is marked reviewed. The coding region runs from base 76 to 837 and encodes 253 amino acids.